AUGGCAGUCCAUGAUGAAUGCAAACUGAAAUUUUUGGAAUUAAAAGCAAAAAGAAACUAUCGUUACAUAGUAUUCAAGAUUGAGAAUCAACAAGUUAUUGUGGAGAAACUUGGGGAUCCUCAAGACAGUUACGAUGAUUUCACUGCCUCUCUGCCUGCAAGUGAAUGCCGUUAUGCCGUCUAUGAUUUCGACUUCACUACUAAUGAGAAUUGCCAAAAAAGCAAGAUUUUCUUCGUUGCUUGGUCACCGGAAACCUCUAAAGUGAGAAUGAAAAUGGUGUAUGCAAGUACAAAAGACAGAUUUAAGAGGGAAUUGGAUGGAAUUCAAGUUGAAUUGCAAGCAACUGAUCCGAGUGAAAUGAGCAUUGAUAUUGUAAAAGCGCGUGCACUCUAA
Messenger RNA from Fraxinus pennsylvanica, 393 nucleotides. NCBI's taxonomy places the organism in Eukaryota, Viridiplantae, Streptophyta, Magnoliopsida, Lamiales, Oleaceae. The record is from the annotation of a GenBank genome assembly.